Messenger RNA from Brassica napus (rape), 4977 nucleotides. RefSeq names its product F-box/kelch-repeat protein At3g17530. Bases 2210 to 3481 code for a protein of 423 amino acids. Lineage: Eukaryota; Viridiplantae; Streptophyta; Magnoliopsida; Brassicales; Brassicaceae. The transcript has 2 exons. The record is from RefSeq and is a predicted model, not a curated record.
UAUAUAUAUGAUUUAUAUAAUAAAUUGAUACCCAAAACCGGUGGUAUCCGACUCGAAACUCGAACCGAAAUUUACCAAGUACCUAUUGGAUAGAGAAUUCAUUUAUCUGAAACACUCGGACCCGAAUAGAUUUUACCCGUACCCGAUCCGAAUAUCCGAAGUCCCCGGCCUAAUCGAACUACCCAAAAUAUUGAACUGAUCAAUCAAACUUAACUGGAGGAGAUUUGGGCCGAACCAAUGUGGCGUCUACGGAAAAGUAAAAAUGAUUUAAUAUUUCCAAUGGAUGGUUUAAAUGCAUCCAUGAUGCUAGUUUUGAGAUGUAAAAGCUCAUGUGGGAUAAGAUCUAUGAAGACUAUGUGAUAGAAAGGUCUUCUUCUUUAAUGUUUUGUAUCUACCAUCUUUUGAAAUUGAUGUUUUAAAGUAUCACUCUGCAUGUUCAAUAAUUCGAACAAAUUUUAGGAUUUUUGUCUCUUUCUUCUUUCUGUCAUAAUCUAUUUGUUAAUCAUUUUCAAAGUGUCUAAUAUAACGUAUCGAAACCAGAGUCAAAGAACAGUAUGAUUCAACUUGAAGCGCAGAACCACUAGAUUGAAUUGCCAACCAAGAUCAUCAAUGUUAUGAAGUUCUUUAUUAAAGCCAACUAGAUGCAUUAUUAGAAUACAAUAAACCAGAGAGCGCAUAACGAUAACAACAAGGCUGCAUCAGGAACUCUGGCUAACCUUGCGUCCAGUUAGCUUCGCUGACUCGAACAACAUGUGAUUGAUGAGUCCCCGAGAAGCACUGCCAAAUACCAACAUAAAACUUUUCUGAGUCAAUGCAAACUUUCCAGAUAGACAUAUACAUGAUAGAAUCCCAAGAGUGCAAUGUGUGAGAAUCAUCAAACUUAUGCCUCAAUGAACAAGACCGAACAAGUUGUAGCAUUCACUAGAGGCUUAGGGAGGAAACUAAGACCUAUUCAUCUUUUAACUUCUGAAUCUUCUUGGGGUCUGUCUCAUUCAUGUGUUUCUUAAAUUGCUGCCUCACCAUGCCAAGCACAAGCUCAGUGUUUUGUUGCUGCAAGGCACAAACGAGUUAACAGAAAAAAAAAAAAAAGUUCAUAUCCCAAGCCAACUCUAGGCAGAAAAGCCAAAUCUUUCUAACUGAAUCAAAAUAGAAGUGAUGAUAUAAUAUCAAUCUCAAACUCUUACGGCUGCAUGAUAUCGAUACAAAUGCUCCAAAGAAAAGCUCUCAAUAUUUUGCUUUAUGCUAUCUUUGUACAGAAAAUCGAUUAUCAAGAUUGGAGAAAAAGAAAAGAUGGGAAUGAAGAAGGCAGCGGAACUGGAUUUAAAAGACCAAUGAAAGUAUUCAAACCAAGUAGACGGAGACGGAGAGAGACAUACAAAAAGAUCAAAUCUCUACUGGCGAGAUGACCUGAGCAUGAGAUAGACGGAGUCAGGGAGAGAAACAGGGCAUUCAACAGUGAGAGCUUCGGAUUUUCAGAUUUCAAACUCAGUUCAGGUCAAACAUAAACGGGCCGAAGUCAUUGUUUGUGUUACCAACGGUUCAUUCAGUUCCAUUCCAAUUCCCGCCUACAUCAUAAAUAUCAACCGUUAAACUUAUCUCGCCUCCCAUUCUCAUUUUUUGUUGAAUGAAAGAAUAUUUAAAAGUAACAAAUAUUUUUAUAAAAUAUUUUUUUAUCAAUAAAUCAUUUGUAAAAAAAAAUAUUUCUUACCUUUUCUAAAUAUGACUUCACAACCGUCACCUCAAGAAAGCGUCUAGACAAGACUAAUGCAUCUUUCCUUUAAGUUUGUGUCGUUGUCUUUUUUGUGCUGUUUGAGUUUUUCCGCAGGUAAGGCCUCUUUUCUCCUGUGUUUCAUUGUACCGAACUAUUCUUCAAACGUUGAACCUAAAUAAAUUGAUGAGAAGAAUUCACUGUUUCACAAAUAAUUAUUCCUUACUUAAUUCAGCAUAUUUCUUUUGAAAUUAGUCUCCCAGAAAUCUACAUUUUUAAGAAAUAUAUCUUUUCUCCAAAAGAAAGAUAUAAUUUCGAUUUCAAAUUUCAAAAAAAUAUGCAUUUCCCUAAAAUAAAUUUAACAAUUAUCAUACAACUACAAUAAAAGCCCAAUGAAAAACAGUUUUUAGUUUACCUUUGUUUUGGUGUUCAAACAAAAAAAAAACAAAAGUUCACCCUAGUUUAUAUCGUUAUUAGCUCAGAAAUCACUACUAGAAGAAGAUGGUGAUGAUAACCGACCUUACAUUUGAUCUUGAAAAGAAGAUACUCGCCCUUGUUCCGAAAGAGUCUCGACCACAUGCAUGGCAAACUAUUUGCAAGAGAUGGUACGCUGUACGCCAAGAUCUACUCUCCAAGAAACACUUGGCUCGAACAGGAAGAGAGUUCAUCUUAUUGUUGAAUACUAAUGUUUUUUCAACAACCAUCAACCUCGAGGGAGUCCAUAACAACGUUGAUCCAGUGAUGGAUUUCGGAGGUAAACUUGGAUCUUUACAAGAUUCAAAUGAUUUACAAAUACAUGAUAUUUUCUACUGCAAGGGGUUAGUGCUAUGCACUAUGGUGGGAAAACAAAUGCUCGUGGUUUGCAACCCUAGUAACCGUGAAACUAGGUAUGUCGAACCUAGAACAAGUCAUGACUGUUUCGAAUAUGCUCUUGGAUACAAAGGCAGCAAGGCUUCUUGUGUUAAUAGCUACAAGAUCUUGAGGUAUUGUCGUUAUUUCGACAAGCAAGCGAUGCGUACGGUUUCUGAGUUUGAACUGUAUGACUUCAUGUCUGACUCAUGGAGGGUUUUAGAUGUUGAUGAGCACGAUUGGGAAAUAUCUGCUCGUGGCGUCUCUGUGAAAGGAAACACUUACUGGGUUGCUAAAGAGAAUGAAGACCAGUUCAUACUCAGUUUUGAUUUCACAAGAGAGAGAUUUGGGUUUCUCCCUCUUCCGUAUGAGAGUGCUGGUCCUGAAGAUUCCAUGAAUGAUGAGUACGACGAUACAGCUGUUCUGUCAGUUGUUAGAGACGAACAACUCUCAGUGUUACAUCAGUAUCUUCAUUUGGAUUUAUAUGAGAUGAAGAUAUGGGUGAGCAACAUGAUUGGCACCAAAAAGGUGUCGUGGGGCGAGUUCUUGGUAGUGGACGUGGUGUUGUUAAAUGUUGUUAGCUUCGUGGUUGACGAGGAGCAUAAAGUGGCAGUGUGUUGUAGUACAGGCAAGGAUGAUCCUAGUGAUGAUAGUGAAGAAGAAUGCACCAGCAUUUCAAUUAUUGGAAAGAAUAUACAAAGUCUUGUUUAUGAUGAAGGGGCUAUACAUGGAUCAUGGCCACAUCUCAUCAAUUACGUUCCAAGCCCGGUUCAAAUUUUAAGGAAGAGUACGCGCAAAAGCAAAAGGAAACGAACUACAAGGAGCUUUAACAGGCAUCAACCGGAGGAGGGCACUUCUGCAAGAAGCGUUGAGGAAACAAAAGUGACACCCAAUGCAAAACCUAAAGCACGUCGAAGUUUCUAGGGUUGCUUUGAAUGUCCCAAAAUGGUUUAGGAAAUGAAAGUGAAACCAGACCUAAAGCACAUCGAAGUUCUCUUGCUGUUGCUUUGAAUGUCGCAAUGAUUUCUAUCUUUUCUUCUUUUUUUUUUUGGACAAUCCCAAAUGUUGUAAUAAAUUGAAUGCAUAUUGAAGUUUAUUAUCUUAUUUUUGUAAGAAUAACUUUAAUGAUUUCUAUUUGAACAAAAAAAAACUUUAAUGAUUUCUAUUAUGAAAUAAAAUAUGUCCAAGACCAUAUUCUAGUUUAAAUUAAUUCAACCCUAAUGAUUUCUAGAGAAGAUAGAAAGGACUAACCUUGAUCCAUGCUUGGAUGCAAUUCCACCAAUUGAUCUUCUCCCCAUUAAUCUUCUCUUUGGUGAUUUCCUUGAUGGAUAAGAAAUCCCAAGCCUUCCUUAAUCUCUCCUUUUAAUAAAUAUUAUUGUUAUGUGUCUUAGAAAGACUCUCACUUACAUACGAACAAAAUUAUGUACGAGUCAUUUUUGUAUAUAAUCAAAGGAUGUGUCUUAACCAACACAACUCUUCCACACAACUACAACACAACACUUUGUUAUUUUAACCGCACAAGUGCAUUAUAAUGUAUCAUCAUAUGUAUAUUAAAUCUUACAGUAAUAUAUUCUAUUAUUAUUACUAUGAGUAAGAAACAAACCUGCGCAUUCACACAAGUAUUUAAAUUCUUUACUAAAAAUUAAAAUAUUUUUUUUAAUGGCUAACAAAUUUUAUUAAUAAAAUUUAAGAUUACAAAGUCAACAUCCAGAACUUCCAAACAAAAUUAUUACAUAAGCAAAUAUAUGCGUCAUAUGCUGAGAAAAUAUAACAUGGAAAGUGAUUUUAACGAUGCUUUACAAAAGAAAGAAAAACCAAUCCGUUAUUUCCUUCCCAUGAUAUUAAUAAAAUGUAUACAUAUAAUCUACCAAAAAAUAAAACAAAACAGUAAUUUGUUAAUAAUUUCAUUUAAAAUUAUAAAUAAAAAGACCAAUGAUGACAUUAUAUUAAUGGAAAAAAAUCUUGGAUAUGAAGAGAAUAUUUAAUACAGUAAACAUUUUCACCUCUAUAAAUAUAAAAGAGUGUUCACAGAUUAAAUACAGAUGACUGGUAUAGAGAUAUAAUGUUAAAGAAAUAGAGUGUCUCACAAAUUGCAUAUAAUUUCUAUACAAUUUAUUAGGUUUGCCAAGAUAUAAUUAUCAAAGACAAAUGGUAAAUUAUAAGACACAUUUAAGAAAAAGAGAAUGAUGUGACUAUUCUAAGAUAUGUAACUACUUAGAUGAAUGGAUGCCUUAACUUUUAACUUUUAAUUUCAUUUUAAAAAUAAAUAAAUUUAAAACAUUUGAUUGAAAAGUUUCCAAUAGAAAAUCAUGAUAUGCAAAUUUAAUAGUAGGGAUCCCCAUACUUUAACACAAAAAUACGAAAGAAUUAUAUCAUGAUUAGGUAAAAAAACAGCAGGCGCAUGAAAUAUUAUAUAAUGG